AGAAACUUGAGAACGAAACGGCUUUUCACCUUCGCCGACAUCAGCACUAUCCACUUCCUCACUUGGCAGUUGCUCGACUUCCAUGGCGAAAAAGCCUCUCAAUGUUGCAGAGAGCAUCCUCGAGCAUCUUAGAGACGGCACUGCGAAGUUCGAGCUCCUCUCCUCGCCGGGUCCUUCGAUUUCGGCUCCCCACGUUCCCGCUUCGCCCUUUGAGCUUGCGGGACGGAGCGGCCACCUGUGUUUCGCGAGAAUCGCAUCGUCUGUGUAUGGUUUCGUAAGCGCUGUGGCUUUCGAUAGAGGAAGAGCAUCCCCGGCAGCGAAGAAAGUGGAGCAUUAUUCGGUGCAGAAAGUUGCCGGAGAUGGACGCUGUAUGUUCCGUGCCCUGGUCAAGGGAAUGGCCUUCAACAAAGGUAUAGCUCUUAACCCACGAGAAGAGAGAGAAGAUGCAGAUGAAUUAAGGAUGGCCGUGAAAGAAAUCAUAUGCGACUCUAGUGAAGAACGUCAUCAAUACGAAGAAGCAUUGGUGGCAAUUACUGUGGACGAGUCUUUAAAGCGGUACUGCCAAAGAAUUGGCCGACGGGAUUUUUGGGGUGGAGAGUCAGAGCUGUUGGUAAUCUCAAAACUAUGCAAGCAGCCAAUCAUUGUUUAUAUUCCAGAGCAUGAGCAGCAUACAAGGGGCGGAUGGGGCUCACGUUUUAUCCCCAUCGCAGAGUAUGGAUCAGAAUUUCGGAAGGGUUCGAGAAAGGGAAAACAGAGGGAAGUUGUGAAGCUUCUCUACAGUGGUAGAAACCACUAUGACCUGCUCGUCUAAGAAGUGCGACAUAAAUUUGCCCAUGAUUAUGAGCUAUAACAUAUGGAAUGGAGGUCAUAUUCUUGCAGAACUUACCCAGGAAAUUUUAAUUCAUCUAAAGCAUUUCCUAAGGAGAUCCAACUACGCAUUUAUCCUCGAAUUCCAAGGGCUUAUCCUGAUCCUCUUUACUGGAGUUCUCUUUUCUGGUAGUGCAUCUUUACUCCGUUAUUAUUACUGAAGGGAAAAAAAGAAGAAGCAAUACCCAAGUGAUGCAGAUGCCAGGUGAUUCAGUAUUC
Molecule: messenger RNA, 1086 nt
Organism: Rhodamnia argentea
Lineage: Eukaryota; Viridiplantae; Streptophyta; Magnoliopsida; Myrtales; Myrtaceae
Product: OVARIAN TUMOR DOMAIN-containing deubiquitinating enzyme 3
Exons: 8
Coding region: 83-811 (242 amino acids)
Biological process (GO): protein deubiquitination; endoplasmic reticulum unfolded protein response
Cellular component (GO): cytosol; nucleus
Molecular function (GO): cysteine-type deubiquitinase activity
Source: RefSeq, a predicted model, not a curated record